Molecule: messenger RNA, 353 nt
Organism: Bursaphelenchus okinawaensis
Lineage: Eukaryota; Metazoa; Nematoda; Chromadorea; Rhabditida; Aphelenchoididae
Source: the annotation of a GenBank genome assembly
AUGAGAUUCUUCAUCAUCCUUCUUUUGGCUUUUUUGGCUGUCACUGCUUUUGGUAAGUCAAAAAUACAGUAUUAUUCGAAGUAACUUUUUAUCAUACUUAAAAAUUUUUAAGCUUAUUAUAAUAAAAUAUUGUUGUAAUCACGAAAUCUGUAGGAGCUGUCCACCACGGUAAGAAGCCAGUUCACAAGAAGCCAGCCCACCACCCCCCAGGCCACAAAGCUCCAGCCCACAAAACUCCAGCUCACAAAGCCCCAGCCAAAGCCGGUACCAAAGCUCCAACUGGAACUGGUGCCACUUCAGCUGCCAAGACUACUGGAGCUGUUGCAACCGCUACUACUGUCAAGGCUUCUUAA